AUGCAAGCUUUGCUCCCGUUUGUGGUAUUUAUCAUUGCGGUAUAUGCACAAGCUGAAUACACCCCUGAUAACUACCCAAAUCCAAGAAGAGGUGGAUUCAAAGAAUGCAAAAUGCGAUCCGCAAGCAAUGUUUGUGAUCCAGAAGAGACUCUCACAGAAAGCGAGCGUUAUCGUAUUAAUGCAGAGCUCACAAAGUUUUCAAAAACAACCGAAGAAGGUGGAAACACUUUUUGCACCAGAAAAGGAACUGAUGUCAUUUUUGUAAUAGUGCAGGAAGCGAGUCCAGAAUUCGCGAAGCAUUUGAGAGAAAAAUGGGAGAUGGACAGACAAUGCGGGCGAAACGGAAUACUUGUUCUUUCGGUAAACGAUCGAAAUUUGUACGCAUCAUUCGACAGCAGAUCGCCAAUUAGCGACGACAAGGCGCAAGCAGUGAUCGCAUCAACCGAUGAGCUGUUUAAAACUGGGUCUUAUACAUCCGCCGUCGUGCAAAUUCUUAAACAAUUGGGAGCCCGGGAUGAUCUAUACAGCAACACAACAAAACGACCAGUUGAUAAUGAAAAAUCAGCGUCACCAUUUUCAAUUAUGCUAACCAUUGUUGUCGCUGUUUCUUAUUUGCGUUUGUUUUGA
This is a messenger RNA of Caenorhabditis bovis, 627 nucleotides long. Lineage: Eukaryota; Metazoa; Nematoda; Chromadorea; Rhabditida; Rhabditidae. The record is from the annotation of a GenBank genome assembly.